CCAUCACUGUCCCUCAUUCAUUCGCUGCCCUGCCCACCCACAGCCUGGCUGAGUGCUCUCAGGCCUGGGGCUGUUGCGUCUGUAUACAUCUGGGACAGAGGUGGUCAGGCAGGGGAGGCACCUUUGCUACCAGCUUCUCAGGUAGGGCAGGGGGGCAGGGCCAUGUAGGCCAGGGGUUAAACAACAGUGGCCGACUUCCCAGACCGGCCCCGGCCUGCCUGGCUACUCACUAGCACCGUGGAUGCCCCCACGUCCCAGGGCUCCAUCAAGGGCAUCAAGGGCAGUGGGGGAGAUGGGGCAGAGGAGCACACAAAGGGCCUCCCAGUGUCCUGGCCUCUGGCUAACACUGUGUGACCCUAGGACAGCUUUCUCUCUCUGAAUCUCCGCCCACCUGCUGGCUCCCACCCACAGCCCAGUGGUGAAAGGCGCUGAGUAGGCACGAAGUGCCCCUCGCUUCCUGGCCACCAGCAUGGAUGGGCAGCAGGUUCCCUGAGACUGAGCCGACCGCUUCCUGCAGACCCACCUCGAGGCUUGUGUUCUUCUCCUGACUCCCAUGGGGACGUGUUGGUGGGGCCACCCCCCUGUGUGUUCCACACCUCCAGUGUCCCUGACCUGAGUCCUCUUAGAGAGGCACAGGAACCGGUCUGAGUUGUUGGCUGCCUCUGCAGGGGAUGGUGGAGGCUUAACUUGAAGACGACGUCAACAUCACCAGCAGUGUGUGGAGUCACUUGCUGCGGCUGAGCCCGUCCCACGGCCAAGAUGAUCCUGACGCUGCUGCUCGGUCUCGGGGGGCCCCUAGGCUGGGGGCUGCUGGGGGCCUGCGCCAAGGCUUCAGGUAGCAGGCUCUCUGAUCCACAUAGCCCAAGGCCGCCUGCGGUCUGGAGGGCAGAGGCUGAGGAUAUCGGCGGGGACCCCGUCAGACGUAACUGGUGCCCUUACCAGAAGUCUAGGCUGGUCACCUUUGUAGCUGCUUGCAAAACAGAGAAAUUCCUUGUCCACUCGCAGCAGCCAUGUCCACAGGAGACUCCGGACUGCCAGAAAGUCAAAGUCAUGUACCGCAUGAUACACAAGCCGGUGUACAAGGUCAAGCAGAAGGUUCUGGCUUCCGUGGCCUGGAAGUGCUGCCCAGGCUUUUCAGGCCCUGACUGCCGACACUACGAUCCCACGGCAAUCCUUGAGCCCGAAGAUCCAGGGGAUGGCCUCCAGGAGUCUUGGGAUGGGCCAGUCAGCUUUGAACCAGGCCACCUGGCUGCAGAGAUCAGCGACACCAUGGUGCCACAGGAGGAUCUCCAGAACGACAUUCACCAGGUGGCAGACAGCCUCCCAGGCCUGUGGAAGGCGCUGGAAAGCAACGUCACAGCUGCGACCAUGGAGGCAAAUCAGACAGAGCCUGUGUUUCCUGGCAGAUCCCUGGAGCAGGUGCUACUGCCCCACAUGGACGCCUUCCUGCGCGUGCAUUUCAGCCCCAUUUGGAGCAGCUUCAACCAAAGCCUGCACAGCCUCUCCCAGGUCGUAAGAAACCUCUCUCUUGAGGUGGAGGCCAACCAGCAGGCCAUCCGGGGGGUCCAGGAGAGCACGGUGGCCAGAGCUGACUUCCAGGAGCUUGGUGCCAAAUUUGAGACCAAGGUGCAGGACAACGCCCAGAGAGUGGGACAGCUGCGGCAGGACGUGGAGGAGCGCAUGCACGCCCAGCACCUCUCCCUGCAGCAGUCCGUCUCCGAGGUACACGCAGAUGUGGACGCCAAGUUGAAGAGGUUCCUUAAGGCCCAGGGGCCCGUGGGGGCCAACGGCAGCCUGGUCCCCGCGGCGGCGGGGGCAGCGGCAAGGCCGGAGCCCGAGAGCCUGCAGGCCAGGCUGGGCCAGCUGCAGAGGAACCUCUCAGCGCUGCACGCGGCCGCCGGCCGCAGGGAAGAGGAGUUGCGGGGCAUCCUGGCGGACAUGCAGGCCACCCUGGCGCAGCACGUGGAGGAGAUCAAGGAGCUGUACUCGGAAUCCGAUGAGACCUUUGAUCAGAUCAGCCAAGUGGAGCACAAGCUGUUGGAGCUGCAGGUGAACCACACGGCGCUGCGCGAGCUGCGGGUGAUCCUGAUGGAGAAGUCGCUGAUCAUGGAGGAGAACAAGGAGGAGAUGGAGCGGCAGCUCCUGGAGCUCAACCUCACCAUCCAGCACCUGCACGGCACCAACGCCGACCUCAUCAAGUACGUCAAGGACUGCGACUGCCAGAAGCUCUACUUGGACCUGAAUGCCACGCGGGCCCUGGAGGAGGCGCAGGUGGGCCCGGACGAGCGGCGCCGGCUCGAGGGCUCGUCCCUGCAGGCCUUGAGCGACGCCGUGGCCGCCCUGUCGCGGGCGGUGGACGAGCGGCGGGCGGAGGGCGAGCGGGCGCGGGCCGACGGGGCGCGGCUGCGGAGCCAGCUGCGGGCGCUGGACGGCGAGGCGGCGGCGGAGGCGGCGGGGGGCCGCGAUGCGUCGCCGGGGGAGGCCGGCGGGCGGGUCCCCGCCGGGCUGGCGCAGGAGCUGGAGCGCCUGGACGCCGACCUCCAGAGGGUGGGCCGUUGCUGCGAGGCCCCCGGGGUCUCCUCCCUCAACAGCUCCCUGGAGGGCCUGCAGGAGGCGCUGUCCGCCACCGAGCGCGACUUGGAGCAGCACCAGCGCCUCUUCCACAGCCUCUUCGGAAACUUCCAAGGGCUUUUGGCAGUCAACGUCAGCCUGGACCUGGGGAAGCUGCAGGCCAUGCUGAGCAAGAAAGGGAAGAAGCGGCAGAAAGGUCUGGAAGCUUCCCGGAGGAGGGACAGGAAGGAAGCAGAGCCCAGGGCGGAUGCACAUAUCAAAGGGCCCGUGCUUUGGGAAGCAGGCUCCCCUGUGGCCUUCUAUGCCAGCUUUUCAGAAGGGACGACCGCCCUGCAGACAGUGAAGUUCAACACUACCUACGUCAACAUUGGCAGCAGCUACUUCCCCGAACACGGCUACUUCCGAGCCCCCGAGCGCGGGGUCUACCUGUUUGCAGUGAGCAUUGAAUUUGGCCCCGGGCCAGGUACAGGGCAGCUGGUGUUUGGAGGUCACCAUCAGACCCCUGUCGGUUCCACUGAGGAGCGGAAGGGCGGAAGCACGGCAACAACCUUUGCCAUGGCCGAGCUGCAAAAAGGCGAGAGAGUGUGGUUUGAGUUAACCCAGGGAUCCGUAGUAAAGAGACACCCGCCAGGCACGACAUUCGGGGGAUUCCUUAUGUUCAAGACCUGAACACUGGACACGGCCCCGACCAGACGUUUCAGACUCGCCCAGCUCUCCUUGGCCUGGAGCCCUGGCCAGGGGUGGUCUGGAGACCAUCCAGCCGGUCCAGUUCUUCCUGGAAAACUUCUGCAAAGACAAUGUGGUGUAUGUGGCCUCCCUCUAGAUGAGCUGGGUUUCGCUAUUUCUUACUGACAAGAAGCACCGGAAUACUCCUCUCUGGGCAGAACCCGGCCCGGGACGGGUGAACGUUAGCUUGGCGCGCCUUCUGAGGCGGCAUGGCUUGGACUCCGGCUCUCUGCCACACCUGUGUUUUACGGCAUCUUUGGUGUGCUGCUCCUCCUGGGGUUGGAGACUUGAAACCUUUCUCCCGCUUCUUCUCCCUGACCUUAUGCCAGAAAAGCGUUCUUUCCCGGAAGGAACGUUCCACACAGAGGUGACAUUUUGGACAACGUUGGAAACCGGUCUCUACCCACUACAGGGCAGUAGGAGAAAACCAACCUGUUUGGCCUUUACUAGCAACGGGGACAGAGGCCUCAUUGAGUGACCAAAAGAACAAAAUUAUUAUCUUCUCUUCAGUUUUAGUCCUUCUUUGAACUUAUCUGUAGCCUUAAUUUCACUUCUUUUUCUCCUUGCCACCAGAAGAUAAAGGCCAAGCAUGCCAAACAUGAACUAAAAUAUGUACAGCCUUUACCUUUUUUUUUUUUCCCCCACUUCCUCCACUAGCUAAUGAGCGCCCUCAUUCUUAUUAGCAUCUCUCACCAGGAAGGAGGCUGAGGGAGGAAGUGAAGGAAGAUAGUCAAAAUCUUCCUCAAUAAUGAUCAGCUCUGGAAUAAAGCAAUGCCCUUCAAA
Herpailurus yagouaroundi (jaguarundi) is the source of this 4080-nucleotide messenger RNA. RefSeq names its product multimerin 2 (gene MMRN2). Gene Ontology annotation, molecular function: protein binding. The coding region runs from base 760 to 3240 and encodes 826 amino acids. Gene Ontology annotation, biological process: negative regulation of vascular endothelial growth factor receptor signaling pathway; negative regulation of cell migration involved in sprouting angiogenesis. The record is from RefSeq and is a predicted model, not a curated record. The transcript is spliced from 9 exons. Lineage: Eukaryota; Metazoa; Chordata; Mammalia; Carnivora; Felidae.